Microbotryum saponariae is the source of this 345-nucleotide messenger RNA. The record is from the annotation of a GenBank genome assembly. NCBI's taxonomy places the organism in Eukaryota, Fungi, Basidiomycota, Microbotryomycetes, Microbotryales, Microbotryaceae.
AUGCCUCGUCAUGGUGGAAUCAAGACAUCGCAACCCGGGCGUCAUCAAAAUUUAGUGCAGAUCACCUGUUUGGAAGUUGUUGAAAACCCCGAUCACGAGAUCAGCUUUGCCUCGUUGGUGAAGGUGAGUCGUCCUCGUUCGACGCAUAAUCCGAUUCGACACUGAUAAGACAUUGAUUGCGGUUUGACAUAGGGUUGUCUCCAAGCCGACAAAGAGGCUGCUCAAAUACAAAGUUUAAAAAGAAGAAGAAGAAGACUGGGGACUAGAGCCCGCAGCAGGUUGGUCGGGAAUCGGUGGGUCGUCGACGAUUGCACGCGGGCGGGGCCCGAGGACGUGAGGAGUUAA